AUGAAAACAACAAAAAAAGAAAAAAAAGUUAAUUAAUCUCCUCAAGACAAGCAAAAAAAAAUUAAAAAAAGUUCUUUAAAAAAACAUAAAUCUCAUAAAGCCGAUUCACAGUAAACACCUCCUUAAAAAAUAAAAAAAGCAGUUUAAUUUAAUUUAAACGAAAACAAACAAUAUGAAAUAGAAUCCAAAAAUUUAAAAAGCAUAAAUUUACUUUAAUAAUCCCAAUCAAGAAAAUGGAAUUAAAAAAUAUAUACAGAAAUACCAAAAACAGGUAAAUUUACAGACGAAGAAGCCUAAAUAUUAAAGCAAGCAUUAUGUAAAUAUGCAUAUGAAAAAAAUUUAGAUGAAAAAAGUUUACUUAAACUAGUUUCUGCAGAAAAACCAUAAAAAGAAACUCUAGGCGCAUGGUCUUAAAUAGCAGAAUGUCUUCCUUAUAGAUCAGUAUAAAGCUGUCAUGAUUUUUGCCGAAGAAGAUUUAAUCCUAAUAACUAUGGAGGAAAUUGGAAUGAGUGUGAAACUUAAUAAUUAAUAAAGCUAGUAGAAAUUCAUGGUAGAAAAUGGAAAUUUAUUGGUGAAUAAUUAGAAAGAACUGAAUUAAAUGUUAGAGAUAAAUAUAAAGAAAUAGGAGAAGAUAAUCAUUCUUAAAGAAAAAAAGGUUUUUGGAAAAUCUAAGAAUUAGUUUUACUUUUGAAAAAAAUAUAGAAAUUAAGUGGAAUAAAAAUAUUAAAAAAAAGAAAAAAAUUAAGAAAUGAAAUUGAAAAAAAUGCAGAAAAGCUCAAUGAAGAAUCACUUAAAUAAUAUAAUAAAAAUAAAAGAAAAAGAGAUAUUUUAGAUUUGGAUGCUAAUACAACAUUUUUAUUAGCAUUUAUAAAUUACCCUGGUGUUUAAGAACUUUAAAAUUAAGGAUCUAUUUAAUGGACGUAAAUUGCUGAAAAAUUAUAAACUAAAUCUAAAGAUGAUUGCAGGAAUAAAUGGGUUUAAUUAUAAAGAUAUAUUUUCUUUUAUGGAAAAAACUUCACUAGUGAAAGUGAUGAAGAUUUAGUUAGCCAGAUAAUAGAAUAAGAUGUAGAAAGCGAAGGAGAAAUUGAUUUCGAUAAGAUUUUUAAUAAUAAAAGUACUCAAGAAAAUAAGGAAAGAUGGAACAUUAUUAAAAAAAGAGGAGAUUUUAAAAAAGAAUUCCAUAAUGAGCUUUUAUAAAUAAAAAAAUCUUUCGAAAAAAAUCAACAAGAUGGUGCAAGCUUAUUAAAAAAAAUAAAAACAUAAUAAAAUGGUAUUUAAAAUGAAUUAGUUGAAUUUUUCAAAAAUAAUUAUUUACAAAAAUCUUGA
Ichthyophthirius multifiliis is the source of this 1326-nucleotide messenger RNA. RefSeq names its product ttf1 protein, putative. NCBI's taxonomy places the organism in Eukaryota, Ciliophora, Oligohymenophorea, Hymenostomatida. The record is from RefSeq and is a predicted model, not a curated record. The transcript is spliced from 2 exons.